AUGGGUUCCCUCACUGAUAUUGGAGUUUCUGCGGGACUAAACAUACUAUCUGCAGUGGGUUUCCUUCUUGCAUUUGCUGUUCUCAGGAUACAGCCUAUUAACGAUCGGGUAUACUUUCCAAAAUGGUAUCUCAAAGGGACAAGAAGCAGCCCAAGGCAAUUGGGAACUGUUUUCUCGAAGUUUGUGAAUGCAGAUUUGUCAACAUAUAUCCGGUUUCUAAACUGGAUGCCUGCAGCACUGAAAAUGCCAGAACCUGAACUUAUUGAGCAUGCGGGACUAGACUCUGCGGUAUAUGUCCGCAUUUAUCUUCUUGGUUUGAAAAUAUUUGUGCCAAUUGCGCUGCUAGCAUUUGCUGUUCUAGUUCCUGUCAAUUGGACUAGUGGAACAUUGGAAAAUGAAAAGGGACUAAGUUAUGACGAAAUUGACAAGCUUUCAAUAUCAAAUCUUGGAAAAGGUUCAAAAAGGUUUUGGGCACACAUAGCGAUGUCCUAUGUGUUUACAUUUUGGACGUGCUUUGUGUUGUAUCACGAGUAUAAGGUUGUGACAACGAUGAGAUUGCGCUUCCUUGCUAAUCAAAAUCGUCGACCUGAUCAAUACACAGUUCUUGUGCGAAAUGUACCUCCAGACCCAGAUGAAUCAGUUAGUGAGCACGUUGAGCACUUCUUUGCUGUGAAUCACCGUGAUCAUUACCUUAGUCACCAGAUUGUAUACAAUGCAAACCACCUUUCUGGCUUGGUUGAGAAGAAAAAAGGACUGCAAAACUGGUUAAUCUACUAUGAAAACAAGCAUGCUAAAAACACUGCAAAAAGGCCAAAAAUAAAGACAGGACUGUGGGGUCUUUGGGGACAAAGAGUGGAUGCUAUAGAAUACUACCAAAAAGAAAUUGAGGAUUUAUGUAAACAGGAGGACGAGGAGAGGCAAAAGGUGAUCACUGAUCCAAACUAUAUCAUGCCAGCAGCAUUUGUGUCUUUCAAAACACAGUGGGGGGCUGCGGUUUGUGCUCAAACACAGCAGACAAGUAAUCCGACCGUGUGGUUAACUGAGUGGGCUCCAGAACCUCGUGAUGUUUUCUGGGCUAAUCUCGCAAUCCCUUUUGUUGAGCUCUCAGUUAGGAGGCUUAUUGUAGCUCUUGCCUUCUUCUUUCUGACCUUUUUCUUCAUGAUACCAAUUGCUAUUGUCCAAUCCUUGGCAAACCUAGAAGAGAUCGAGAAGGUGCUUCCUUUCUUGAAACCUAUAAUAGAAAGAAAUUCCCUUCAGGCAGUUAUCCAAGGCUUCUUGCCAGGAAUCGUAUUGAAAAUCUUUCUUAUACUUCUCCCAACAAUUCUAAUGGCCAUGAGCAAGAUUGAAGGACACACAUCGCUCUCUGGAUUGGACAGGAAAACAGCAAUGAAGUACUACAUUUUCCUUUUCGUAAAUGUGUUCUUGGGGAGUGUAAUAACUGGAACAGCAUUCCAACAACUAGACAACUUCAUCCAUCAGUCUGCUAAUAAAAUUCCAGAGGUUAUUGGAGAGUCCAUUCCUAUGAAGGCAACAUUUUUCAUGACAUACAUAAUGGUUGAUGGCUGGUCUGGUAUAGCUGCUGAAGUUCUUCGGUUGAAGGCAUUAGUCAUAUUCCAUAUAAAGAAUGCUUUCUUGGUCAGAACGGAGCACGACCGUGAGCAGGCCAUGGAUCCUGGAAGCCUGGAUUUUUACAACUCAGAACCACGAUUACAGCUGUAUUUUCUGCUUGGUCUUGUAUAUGCAGUUGUCACACCAAUGCUUCUCCCCUUCAUCAUUGUGUUCUUCAGCCUUGCAUAUCUUGUUUUCAGACAUCAGAUAAUUAACGUAUAUAGUCAGCAAUACGAAAGUGGUGCACAAUUCUGGCCAGAUGUGCACAUGCGACUAAUCAUAGCACUGAUAGUAUCACAAAUCCUCCUACUGGGACUGCUGAGUACACAGGAAGCAGAGAAGUCCACUGUUGCCCUUCUCCCACUUCCUGUCCUCUCCAUUUGGUUCCACUAUGUUUGCAAGGGCCGGUUUGAGCCAGCGUUUGUGAAGUUUCCCUUGAAGGAUGCUAUGGUAAAGGACACAUUGGAACGGGCGCAUGAUCCGACUUUAAAUUUGAGAGAGUACCUAAAGGGUGCUUAUGUGCAUCCAGUCUUCCAGAAAAAUGACAUAUAUAAGGUUGUCGCCAUGGACGAGGAAGAGAAGAACCCCAUCGUUGUGACAAAGCGGCAGUCUCGCAUGAACACACCAGGGGGAAGCAAAUUCAAUUCCAGUUCUGGUGGUACUAAUGAAGGGGAAUUCAGUCGGGUGCCUCCUACCUAA
Miscanthus lutarioriparius is the source of this 2307-nucleotide messenger RNA. Lineage: Eukaryota; Viridiplantae; Streptophyta; Magnoliopsida; Poales; Poaceae. The record is from the annotation of a GenBank genome assembly.